UACACCCAGGCGCCAUUCAGUCGAAUUUCUGCCAGCGCACAAGAGGUUGCAAAACACUUUUAUGUUGCACAGCAGCCAACACAGCAGGGGUCUUGAUACGAAAUCAUAAAACUGGUUUGUCAUCAAGUGGGCAUCGGUGCACCUGAGAUGCAUAUGUCAAAGGUUAUGUUCUAUUUACAAAGCCCAUCAACACGAACUCCUUCACCGUAGCUUUCAGAAAAUAAAUCAAUGAAAACGGACAAAGAAGAGGGCUACCUGACCAACUGCUGCUGCUCAACGCAUUAACCAAGACUGUGUGAGACAGAAUUAAAGUGGUCGUUGUUAAGGAUGGUCCGGUGUGAAGUAUAAAAGAGAAACAAGACUGAUCUAUUUCUGCAGACAUAUAACCAGAAUGAAUCUCAUCACAGGUUAAAUAUUAGUCCACUGUCCACUUUUGAGUUUUCAAAAGUCAUUUAACGCAAAAAUGUGUUUGGAUGAUGUUCAAAGCUGAGUUUAAUGAGAAAAGUAGAAAGUAUGGUCUUAACGAAAUUACACCAACGCUAAAAAUAGCUGAGUUAUUACUCUGUGUGAUAAAUCUAGGAGGCUUGUACUUUAAUCUGCAGCAGUAACGUGUCACUCAACCAAAAUGUAAAGCUACUGUUUAAACAGCAGCACAUCCUCUUCCUCCACUGGUGUGGAGGGGCAGACUCCUGCCCUCUCUCACUGCGUGUUCAAGACUUAAGUCUCCUCUGACAUCUCGACUUGGUCAGAGCAAUAGAUCUUCAUCCCCCUCUGAGCAUGAAGGAGCUGCUGUGGGUCGUCUUUCUAAUCAACUUCACUGGCAUCGUGCGGCUGCAAGGAGAUGUGUUCUCAGGAUUUGAUCACCAUCUUCACUGUGUGAAUGAUUACUUGUUGACUCUCAACUGCUCCCUGAAAAUUGAACCAUCAAGAAAUGCUUCCUACUGGCUCACCAUCAAGGAAAAGUAUACUCUAGACACAUAUGAUUGUUCUUUGACAAUCACCUCGGAUGGUUAUUUCUGCUCCAUCAGAGUGUCAGAAGCAGAUGAUUAUUCCUCAGAGAUGUUUACGGACUUAUCAUUGUAUGAAAUCUCACUUUGUCAGAGCCAAGGUGGUGGCUCUGACAUGUGUGAAGUCCUGGAUGAAGCGUACGAGCCAGUUAAUAACAUUAAACCAAACGCACCGUGUUGCCUCACAGUCAGCUACAACUCCAGUGAGUACCACUUCAUCUGGAAGAGCACAUACGAGGAGUACAGUUCUUCCACACAGCUGCCAAAAUAUCUGCAGUAUCAACUGUUUCUCUACAAAACAGAUGAGCAUGCUGCGGUGGGAACCCAAAUCAACACAGACGACACCAAAAUCUCUGUGAAGGAGGAGAACCUUGUGCCAGACACCAAGUAUGCUGCCAGAGUGCGGUCCAGUCCAAACAUGGUCCAUUAUAUGGGUCAGUGGAGUGACUGGUCCUCUGAUGUUCUUUGGAGGACAGAAUCAAUUUCAAAUGGUUUCCCAUCGUUUGAACUGUGUGUGGGGUUUGCUGCCCUGUCAGUGAUGGGAGCGGUCAUCUUGCUUUUGUGCUACGGGCCUGUUAAAGUCUGGAGGCAAAGAACCUUCAUCCCAACUCCUGCUCCAUACUUCCACGGAUUAUACAAAGACUACCAGGGAGACUUUAAGAGCUGGGUUGUUACUCAAGAAAACCCAGAUGCACUGAAAGAAGAGGAAACGCUUCAAAUCGACACCCUGAUUAAAUUUGUGGCCAUCCCAGAUGAUGAGUAUCCAGCCAUGUUUGAACAUCAAGUGAUGGAGGGGAGGGAAUACAGCAACGUGCCCACCUCAACCUGCGAUGCUGACCUCAGCACCCCGGACACAGGCGACAGUGUGGGCUGGCUGUCAGCUCAGGGGAGUUCAGGAAAGACUCCUGCAUGGUCUGAAACAUGGAGCCCAGCUGAUGACUCAGGGUGCUGGCUCAGCAGCGACACCUCUCUGGAGAAAGAGCCUCCCUGGUACUGCAACGAGUACUGCACCCUGAGCUGCUUCCAGCAGUCUGGCUGUGCUGCAGGAGGGCACCAGGGGGCCCUGGCUCAGCACCGAUUCUCAACAUGA
This is a messenger RNA of Nothobranchius furzeri (turquoise killifish), 2097 nucleotides long. RefSeq names its product interleukin-21 receptor. The record is from RefSeq and is a predicted model, not a curated record. Gene Ontology annotation, biological process: cytokine-mediated signaling pathway. Gene Ontology annotation, molecular function: cytokine receptor activity; protein binding. Gene Ontology annotation, cellular component: membrane; external side of plasma membrane. NCBI's taxonomy places the organism in Eukaryota, Metazoa, Chordata, Actinopteri, Cyprinodontiformes, Nothobranchiidae.